ACGGACUAUUAGCAAAAUCGUUCUCAGUUCAAUUAUUUAAAGAGAUAGACUUCAAAGGCAAAUUCUGUUUUAUCAGUAGUAAGAUUUUUUCUAGUACUAGUAUUAACUUUCUUAGUACAGGUUGUUGAACUUGUAAGAGAAAGAGAGAGAUCUAAAAAGAGAGAUGGCGUCAAGAACAAUGAUUUCUAGAGGAAUAGUUGUUCAUCAGACAAGAAGCUUAGGUGCUAGAUUCAUGUCAUCAUGGUGGAACCAUGUUGAACCAGCUCCUAAAGAUCCUAUUCUUGGUGUUACUGAAGCUUUUCUGACUGAUCCUAGUCCACAUAAAGUCAAUGUUGGAGUUGGAGCUUACAGGGAUGAUAAUGGAAAGCCAGUUGUUCUUGAAUGUGUUAGGGAAGCAGAGAGGAUUAUUGCUGGAAAUAAGAACAUGGAAUAUCUUCCAAUGGGAGGAAGUAUGCACAUGGUUGAGGAGACAUUGAAGCUAGCAUAUGGAGAGAAUUCUGAUUUAAUUAAAGACAAAAAAAUUGCUGCAAUUCAAGCUCUUUCAGGAACAGGUGCUUGCCGAGUGUUUGCUGAUUUUCAGAAGCGUUUUAAGCCAGAUUCUCACAUUUAUAUACCUGUGCCAACAUGGUCCAACCAUCAUAACAUAUGGAGAGAUGCCCAGGUCCCACAACAAACAUUCCGUUACUACCAUCCUGAGACGAAAGGGUUGGACUUUGCAUCCCUGAUGGAAGACCUAAAGAAUGCGCCAAGUGGGUCAUUCUUUUUGCUGCAUGCAUGCGCUCAUAAUCCAACUGGAGUGGAUCCUACAGAGGAGCAAUGGAAGGAGAUUUCGCAGCAGAUGAAGGUUAAAGGUCAUUUCCCCUUCUUUGAUAUGGCAUAUCAAGGGUUUGCAAGUGGUGAUCCUGAGAGGGAUGCAAAAGCCAUCAGGAUUUUUCUUGAGGAUGGCCACUUGAUUGGAUGUGCUCAGUCAUAUGCUAAGAACAUGGGGCUUUACGGUCAAAGAGUUGGGUGUCUCAGUUUGGUUUGUGACGACGAUAAACAAGCAAUUGCGGUGAAGAGUCAGUUGCAGCAGAUUGCCAGACCCAUGUACAGCAACCCACCUGUUCAUGGUGCUCUUGUUGUUUCAACUGUCCUCAGUGAUCCGAAUUUGAAGAACUUGUGGCUCAAGGAAGUGAAGGGUAUGGCUGACCGCAUUAUUGGCAUGCGAACUGCACUCAGGGAAAACCUUGAAAAUUUAGGCUCACCUCUAUCCUGGGAGCAUAUAACUAAUCAGAUUGGCAUGUUUUGCUACAGCGGCAUGACACCCGAACAAGUAGAUCGCUUGACAAGUGAAUAUCACAUAUACAUGACCCGUAACGGUCGUAUUAGUAUGGCUGGUGUUACGACGGGCAAUGUAGGAUACUUGGCUAACGCCAUCCAUGAGGUUACGAAAUCCUCUUAGAGACGGGUCAAUAACCUUGAAGUGAUGAAAUUUGCUUGCAAGGCUAUACAAAAAUAUACUUGAUAAUCUAUAUGUAACUUAGUUAUUGUGGGUUCAAGGAAUAAUUUGCACUCAAGUGAUCUGAGGGGCAUAUUUCAAACAUCCGUUUUUUUUCGGGAUGAUUUUUUUUCCUUCUUUCUUGGUCUCAAUUACGCUUUCAAUUCUGAGCGUAAUAGGCUGAUCUUGUUGUAUCAUGAGAACUAAAGCUUAAAUCAUAGCUGAUAUGGUAAACAUAAUUUUAAACUUUCUUUGUCA
Papaver somniferum (opium poppy) is the source of this 1735-nucleotide messenger RNA. RefSeq names its product aspartate aminotransferase, mitochondrial-like. The record is from RefSeq and is a predicted model, not a curated record. Gene Ontology annotation, molecular function: pyridoxal phosphate binding; L-aspartate:2-oxoglutarate transaminase activity. Gene Ontology annotation, biological process: biosynthetic process; amino acid metabolic process. Gene Ontology annotation, cellular component: mitochondrion. Lineage: Eukaryota; Viridiplantae; Streptophyta; Magnoliopsida; Ranunculales; Papaveraceae. The transcript has 10 exons. Bases 164 to 1441 code for a protein of 425 amino acids.